AUGUCCAUCGAAAAAUACUUCUUCAAGAAGUCGGUUGUCGCCUCGUCGCCUGCUGCCCCAUCGCCUGCUAAGGCCCAGGAGAAGGAGAAUGACGACUCUGGCUCUGUUCUCGACAAGGACACAGGCCUCAUCCUUCCUGGAGACAUAAAGGUAGCUUAUGAGAUCCGAGCUAACACUGACGUGGGCCCAGUUAGAAGUCUUCAAGACUCAGUGCGGGCUACAGCAAAGGUCCUUGGUCUUGAAACACAGGCCUCGACAUACAGAGACUUGGCUUUGGGGCUCAUCACUCCGUCAAGUCUCAAGAACAAGCUCGUGGCAUUCAUCGAUGCACCACACGCGCUUCCGGACAAGUCUCUUGUUCCUGUUGACGCGUUCCUUGGUAAGCCAAACAGGGACGAUUGGGAUACUCAUUGCGUGACAGUCAAGGAGUCCUGGCAGAUAUUUUGUGCAAAGGUCGACUCAAUUUCCGGGGGCCAAAUCGAAUUGAAGCAUAUGGCAGCACCAUCUGGGCCAGCGCACUCAAAAGUCGCCAUGCUCUGGCACUACCCGACCUUCACGUCAGGGAAUUCAGUGUACAGUCAUGUUAUGGACCCAGACAGUCCCAGUCUUUGGGCACAGCAAAUGGGCCUAGACGAUGGUAUCAAGACGCUCGAUAUGUUCCCGUUCCGCCUUGAUUACAACCACGACAAUGGUCCGGAAUGGGAAAAGCGGUUCGAUAAUUGGCCAGCCCUUCGAGAAGCUUGCCUAGAGCAUGUCAAAGAGAUCAUCGAAGAUGAUCGCCUUCUGGUGGUUGUUGGAGAUGAGAUCUGGCAAGAGGCAAAAUGGUUAGUCAAGAGCCGUCGCUGGACGCUUACAUACGUUGAGCUACAGGUAGACAUCAAGAUGUUCAGCGCCAAACCUAGGAUCUAUCUCGCCCAAGAUUUCCAAGGCAGGGUCCGACAGGUGCUGAUUCGAAUUUGGCAUGGUCAGUACGUAUAUCACAACAGCCAUGAAGAAAGGGGCGCUAUCUGGGAUCUCAUGUGGAACACUGCGUGUGAGAUCGCAGGUGUCGAGAUCAAGAACCCUGAACUACUGACUUGGGCAGCCACCCAUUUCUUAAGAAGCUCAUCCCAGGAUCCUGAAGUGGCUCAAACAAGGCCUGGGUCCUACACAGUCUUCAUGAACCUAAGGCGACGACAGAAUGCCGAAGGUCGACUGUUGUCCGCUGAAGAGAUUCGUCAGUAUCUGCCUGCCCUGUUUAACCGAUUUCCAGAGCUCGGUGACCUUGUGCAGCAGGCUAGUGACAAAGGACAUGCCGCUCUGUCCGCCGUCGAGCAGCACUUCAACCAGAAGUCUGUACAGACGCCCCAAGACAGAAAGAAUAAGCGUGAAGCCGAAUCGCCAGCUAUCGCUCCUCCGGCAAAACGAGUCGCUACCGACGCCAAGAAGAUCGAAGCUGCAGGAGCAUCCGCCGCUGCCCGAAAGACCAGUCAAGAUCGAAAAUAG
Messenger RNA from Fusarium mangiferae, 1485 nucleotides. RefSeq lists its product as uncharacterized. NCBI's taxonomy places the organism in Eukaryota, Fungi, Ascomycota, Sordariomycetes, Hypocreales, Nectriaceae. Bases 1 to 1485 code for a protein of 494 amino acids. The record is from RefSeq and is a predicted model, not a curated record. The transcript is spliced from 2 exons.